Messenger RNA from Linum trigynum, 1896 nucleotides. NCBI's taxonomy places the organism in Eukaryota, Viridiplantae, Streptophyta, Magnoliopsida, Malpighiales, Linaceae. The record is from the annotation of a GenBank genome assembly.
CUUAGAAGACACAAUCAUAAUUUAUCGUUUCUUUAUUUUUUUCGAAUCUACAUCAUACCAAUUUUUCAGCAUGGAAGCAAUUAUCAUUUUGUAAAUAUAUUGUCAUCGCUUAUAUCUAAAAUUGUAGGAGUGCCCAACGCUCGAUACGAUAACUAGAUAACUAGACACCUUAUGAGCUUGUUUCCAAAGUGAACACCAUAGUGUUGUAUAUAAGGAUGACUAGAUAAAAGGUGUUGUUUUUCUAGUGCCCAUUUUUCUAAAUAAAUAAUAAACAAAAAAAAAAGAAGUAUGAUAAGGAUCUUCCUUCUUUCUUGGUGGAGGGUGGGGCUUAUACAAAGCAGGGUAGAGCCUGCUGGGUGUUUGCCUAGCUAGCUUCUUUCGAAAGAGUACUGGCAAGCUAACUAGUGUUAGUAAUAGUGAGAAGCAACCCAUCCCACUCUCACAAAGAGAAGAAAAGAAAAAAAGAGAGAGAAAGAAAGGGAAAGGGUAAGGCUCUUGUUCUUGUUCCUUGUGGUGUUGAAAUGGAAGAACAUGUGAGCCCAUUAGCCAUCACUCAUCUGCUUCAGCACACACUGAGGAGCUUGUGCAACCAUGAAACCUCUCACUGGGUUUAUGCUGUCUUCUGGAGGAUCUUGCCCAGAAAUUAUCCCCCUCCCAAAUGGGAUGGGCAAGGAGUGUAUGACCGGUCCAGAGGCAACAGGAGGAAUUGGAUAUUGGUGUGGGAAGAUGGGUUCUGCAAUUUUGCAGCAGCAGAGACCAUGAAUAAUGAAUGUCCAACCACCACCACCACCACCACUUCUUCUGCUUCUGGUUCUGGGUAUAAGUUGCAGCAGCAGCAGCACUAUCAUCAUCAUCAUCAUCAUCAAGGGCUGCAGCCUGAGCUCUUCUUCAAGAUGUCCCAUGAAAUCUACAACUAUGGAGAAGGAUUGAUAGGGAAAGUAGCAGCAGAUCACAGCCACAAGUGGGUAUUCAAAGAAGCAAAUGAGCAAGAGAUCAACUUCUUGUCUACAUGGCACAACUCAGCUGACUCUCAGCCAAGAACAUGGGAAGCCCAGUUCCAGUCUGGCAUAAAGACCAUAGCACUGAUUGGUGUCCGAGAAGGUGUUGUACAACUUGGUGCUGUCCACAAGGUGGUGGAGGACUUGAGGUACGUGGUAACGCUGAGGAAGAAGUUGAGCUACAUAGAGAGCAUUCCAGGAGUAUUACUGCCGCACCCUUCUUCUUCGUCUUCUUCUGCUUACCCGAUGCUGCCACCUCCGCCGCUACCUCACCAUUACGAAGCUGCUUAUUUCGGCGGAGGCGGCCCGGUCGUUCCACUGCCGCCGGCAGAUGAGUCAUUAUUCUACGUCGACGGCCAGCAGAUGAUGAUGAAUAGUAAUAGUAGGUCGUCGUACAAGAUAGCUCCUUCGAUGAGCAGCCUCCAAGCCUUGCUCUCCAAGCUCCCAUCCGUCGUCCCGCUCCCGCAGCCGCCCGACGAGGAAGAGGAGACACGUCAUCGAGAAUAAUGUGAUUAGAAAGUGGUUGAAGAUUAAUUAAUUAUGGAGAAAUGAUUGAAUGUUUGGAUUAGCGCGAGCUCAAAAUGGCGGCUUAUGGGGAUAACGGACAUGCAUGCAUUUGUGAUUUUAUCCUAGCCACCUAAUGAUUUUAUCGAUAUUGCGACAGUCGACACAAUAUCGAGCUGUCGAUGAAAGGGCAUUAGAAGCCACUAAGUGGGCAGCCCUGUUGUACAACCUCUGUGUAAAAGUACAAAUAAAGAAAUUAAAACACUCAGACGACAAACACAUCUCUUCCAAGAUCGCUCCACCUGUCGCAUGCGCCACAUCACGAGAUUGAAUCAUAAUCACACAUGAUUCGCACUGUUCCGGCAGAACAUCAUAAUCAAAAUAUGUAAUUUAU